AUGUGUGCGGCCGGGCGGAGGAGAGAUGCGUUGCCUGGUAACAGAAACAGGAGCGAGGAGGGAAAACAGGCCAACCGUCACCAACCGCCACUCUGAAUUUGUGUGUCUUAAAGGUGUAGCAUGCGCCUGUAGCCUGUACUGAGGGAAAACAGCAUCAUGCCGUGUUCCUGUGCAGAGUGGCGGCGGUGGAUCCGCCCGCUGGUUCUGGUCCUGUACGCUCUGCUGCUGGUGGCCGUGCUGCCGCUCUGCAUCUGGGAGCUGAAAAAGGACAAGGUGGGGACUCACAGUAAAGCCUGGUUCAUAGCAGGCAUCUUCGUCUUCCUCACCAUCCCCAUCUCUCUGUGGGGGAUCCUGCAGCACAUCGUACACUACACACAGCCGGAGCUGCAGAGGCCCAUCAUCAGAAUACUGUGGAUGGUGCCGAUAUACAGUUUGGACAGCUGGCUGGCUCUGCGCUACCCGAGCCUGGCCAUCUACGUGGACACGUGCCGGGAGUGCUACGAGGCGUACGUCAUCUACAACUUCCUGGUGUUCCUGCUGAGCUUCCUCAGUAACCAGUAUCCCAGUCUGGUCCUGAUGCUGGAGGUCCAGCAGCAGCAGCCCCAUCUACCACCACUCUGCUGCUGCCCCCCAUGGCCCAACGGAGAGGUGCUGCUGUUCAGGUGUAAGCUGGGAGUCCUCCAGUACACAGUGGUCCGACCCGUUACCACGGUGAUCGCACUCAUCUGUCAGCUCUGUGGAGUUUAUGAUGAAGCCAACUUCAGCUUCAGGAACGCCUGGUCAUACCUGGUCAUCAUCAACAACAUGUCACAGCUGUUUGCCAUGUACUGCCUGCUGCUGCUGUACCGAGCGCUGCGGGAGGAGCUGACUCCCAUCAGACCGGCGGGAAAGUUCCUCUGCGUCAAACUGGUCGUCUUCGUCUCCUUCUGGCAGGCGGUGUUCAUAGCGUUCCUGGUGAAGGUGGGGGUGAUCUCAGACAAACACACCUGGGACUGGGACAGCGUGGAGGCCGUGGCCACCGGCCUGCAGGUUGUGGUGAAGGGUCGGAGCUGCAGGAGCACGGCCCGGCUGCACGGCAAGACUGUGAUCGUGACCGGCAGCAACACAGGCAUCGGGAAGACGACGGCCAUCGAUGUGGCGAGAAGAGGAGCCCGAGUGAUUCUGGCCUGCCGCAACAAACAGAGAGGAGAAGCUGCUGUGGUGGAAGUCAAGAGGGAGAGCGGCAGUGACCAGGUGGUGUUCUUGCCGUUGGAUCUGGGGAGUCUCAAGUCUGUUCGCAGCUUCGCUGAAACCUUCCUGAGGACUGAACCCAGACUGGACAUCCUCAUCAACAAUGCAGGUGUUCUGCUUCAGGGUCGUACGGAGGACGGACUGGGGCUGAUGUUUGGCGUCAACCACAUCGGCCACUUCCUGCUGACCAACCUGCUGCUGGACCGGCUGAAGGAGUGCCAACCCAGCAGGAUUGUCACGGUGUCGUCCGUGGCUCAUAACUUUGGGAAAAUUGAUUUUGACUGCCUGAACACCCACAAAGCUCUGGGACCGGGGACCUCGGGGAUCAUCACGGAGGUUUUACAGAUCUACUGCCAUAGCAAGCUGUGCAACGUCCUCUUCACCCACGAGCUGGCCAAGAGACUGCAGGGCACCAGGGUCACCUGCUACUCCCUCCAUCCAGGGGCUAUCAGAACUGAGCUGACGAGGAACACUAGCUCACUUGUACGUUUCCUCAUUUGGCCAGCAAAGUUUUUCUCCAAGAACACGGUUCAGGGCGCCCAGACCACGCUGCACUGCGCCCUGCAGGAGGGGAUCGAACCGUUCACCGGGCGCUACUUCUCCAACUGCACCGUGAGAGAAGUCUUCAACAAAGCCAAGGACGACGCGGCAGCAAAGAAGCUGUGGGAGCUCAGCGAGAGACUGUCGGGUCUCCAAUAAAUAGCUUUUCCAUCAACAUGAUAUUGGGUUAAUAUUAAUUAAGGUUCCCUAGUCUGUCUUGACAGAAUAUCUUGGAGUUUUUACAGCACUGCUAUGUAUUUACAAUGGCAGUGAAUUAGUAUAUCAUAUGAGUAUGAUUUUUAAUUACAGGUAAGGUAAUUAGUCUAGACGGAUUUCAGAAUAAAGGCCUCCUAUAAGAAGUGAGGAGCAUUUAUGGGCACAAGUCAGGAACCGGCCUACCUUACAUAUCUCAAGGGUGCUGAGUCCAAAAAAAAUGGUUCCCAAGCGAAAUUUUGAGUUUUUGACCUUCUAAUUUGUAUCAAAUGGCCACC
This is a messenger RNA of Centropristis striata (black sea bass), 2261 nucleotides long. Its product is annotated as transmembrane protein 184C-like. Gene Ontology annotation, biological process: transport. The transcript is spliced from 14 exons. The coding region runs from base 157 to 1929 and encodes 590 amino acids. Gene Ontology annotation, molecular function: transporter activity. The record is from RefSeq and is a predicted model, not a curated record. Lineage: Eukaryota; Metazoa; Chordata; Actinopteri; Perciformes; Serranidae.